GACUUGUAUUCGAGAGUUAGUGCAGGCAAAAACUUAAUAUAAAAUGUUGUUCAUAAAGUUGUCUUUUGUAUUCAUGGUUUUUUUGUUUUCUUUUGGUGAUACGGCGACUGUUCCAACUCCUUCAACUAUUCCAAUUCCUGGGCAUUGUUCGGUCAUUACGCCGCAAAUAAUCAAACUCUCGAUUUUCGAUUUGGAAGAUGUCCAAAUAAAAUCGGUUCUUUACUUGAACGUCAAUGAAAUCAAAAAUCAAACUGUCGGUCAAUUUCUCGAUUACUUGGAAAAUGUACAACAUAUCUCCUUGAGUUCACAUACUGCAUCCAUAAGAUCUUUGAAUCCACCCAAAGAUGUCUCGCCUUUUACCACUAUACCUCUAACGACACCAUUGUGCCAAGCAAUCGAUAUAUCGUAUGAUCUACUAAACGAUGAAGGACUAUACACAUUAUUUUUAGGACUGAAACUGACUCCACGAAAAGCAUUAGCGAGAAGAUUUUCGAGAGGUCUUGUCAUCGACAAUCUUACGGGUCUCUUGAAAAUGGGUACCUUAUCGCCAGUCAUCUUCGACAAGACCUAUCAGCCAGUUGAAGAUCCUCCAAAGCCAAGCGUCGUAAUCGAAAAACACAUUAUCGAAACGGUGCAUACCACAAAAUCUACAGCAUCCAGUCAAAAUGGGUUUUCCGCUGAAAUAUCAGCAUCCAUCAUAUCAGUGAAGGCGGAAUAUUCAAAAGAAAAUAGUUCCACGUCGAAAAGUUCAAUGAAAACACGGCAUGCAGUCGUCUCACUAUUUAACAAGAAAACAGGAUUGUAUGUGGACGAAAGUAAAAUAGAUGUGGACCCGUCAUUCGUCGGGAAACUUUAUUCCAUCGUUGAUGACAAAAACUUAUCAUCGUACAGGCGUACGAAACAUGUUGUCAAUUUAUUGAACCGUUACGGAUGGUACGUAACGAAUCAAUUUACUCUUGGAGGACGACUGGACGUCGUCAAAUCAUUGCAUGAAUCGAGUGCUUCGAAUGAGACGAAAGAACUGGAAGCUUUGGAAAAAAAGUUGAGUGCGGCAUUUAACGCAAGUGUGGGCACUUCUUCUAAAAAGGGUUCGAGCUCUGUUGACACGUCAUCGUAUUUUUCAUCUGAUGAACGUAUCACGUCAAUGGUAGAUCGGGCGACAGACAUAGCGUCUUUCAUGAAACAUGUGGAAAUCAAAGAAAAUUGGCGGAUCAUCGCAUUGGAUAAUAUUGUACCGACCUGCAAAUUCUUAUUAAGAAAUCACAGUAAUUUGUUUGCUGAAAUUCGACGAUUGAUCAUAAGCAACGUUCAUCAUCAAUCCAUCAAGAACCUGCAACCCCAUAUAAAUAUGUUGCGAUUGGUGAAUGAUAUAUGGGACGAAUAUGUUCAGCCUUUCUGAGCGAAUCAGAUUGGGAAAAAAUUCAAUUACACACAAUCCAACUUGUCUUAAAAUAUUUCAUAUCUUUAUUUUCAAUAAAAGAAUGCUCAGUUUAUAACUUUG
Molecule: messenger RNA, 1501 nt
Organism: Bactrocera tryoni
Lineage: Eukaryota; Metazoa; Arthropoda; Insecta; Diptera; Tephritidae
Exons: 2
Coding region: 44-1399 (451 amino acids)
Source: RefSeq, a predicted model, not a curated record